Nymphaea colorata (pocket water lily) is the source of this 1736-nucleotide messenger RNA. RefSeq names its product anthocyanidin 3-O-glucosyltransferase 2-like. The transcript has a single exon. The record is from RefSeq and is a predicted model, not a curated record. Bases 138 to 1571 code for a protein of 477 amino acids. Gene Ontology annotation, molecular function: UDP-glycosyltransferase activity. Lineage: Eukaryota; Viridiplantae; Streptophyta; Magnoliopsida; Nymphaeales; Nymphaeaceae.
CGUUUUUUGCGAACAACGGUGAACGGGUGAAAUUUCACCCUCCUAUAGGUUUUCCAACGGACCAAAGUGAGACCCUCAGCAGGGACCUGGAACAAUCUACUAUCGGGAGAGAAAGAGAGAAGGUAGAGACGGAGAGGAUGAAGCCAAGGAAGGUGGUACUCUUCCCCACUCCAGUCGCCGGUCAUAUCGUCGCCAUGAUCGAGCUCGCCAAGCAGAUUCUCCGCCAUUCCUGCAGUACUCUCUCGAUUACCAUCCUCCAGAUCAGCGCCCCUUCCGCCUCCCCGCUCAACUCCGCCGCUGCCUCCACCCACGCCCAAGCCGUCGCCGCCUCCGGUCUCGACAUCGACUUCGUGGAGCUCCCACCAACACCAUCCGAUGACGCCCCAGAAGGGGGGGGCCUGAUUCCGACCCUGCAAUACAUAGAGUCACAGAAGUCCUCCUUAUCAAAGGCCCUCGGCUCUAUCUCUGCUGCCGCCACCGUUUGCGCUAUCGUCGUUGACGUGCUCUGCCUUGGCGUCUCAGACGUUCCGGCUGAAAUCGGCAUCCCCACCUAUGUCCUCUAUACCUCCGGCGCUGCCAUGCUCGCCUUCCUGCUCUACUUGCCGGAGCUCCACCGGAAGCACGCCUGUGAUUUCAGAGACCUGAAGGAGAUCUUGGAGAGUCCCGGUCGAUGCCCGUUCCCUGCUUCUGCCAUACCGGCUCUGAUGCGAGAGAAGAACAACCCGACCCACCAGUGGUUCUUGAGGGCCUCGGAACUUUUCUCCAGGGUGGACGGCGUGCUGGUCAACACCUUCCGAGAGCUGCAGCCCAGAGCCAUCAAGGCGUUGAAGGACGGGCUCUGCAAGCCCGGGCUCCGGACACCACGCGAUUUUCCGAUCGGGCCCCUCCUCGGUCUUGGACCCGCAACCGAGUCUCCGGAUCACGAGUGCAUCAAGUGGCUCGACCGGCAGCCGCUGGCGUCGGUCGUCUUCCUCUGUUUCGGCAGCAUGGGCGCGUUCCCUGCGGAGCAGAUCGCCGAGAUCGCUCGAGGGCUCGAGGGAAGCGGGCAGAGGUUCAUGUGGUCGAUGCGCAUCCGGCCAAAGGGCGCUUCACAGUUCUCCGAGCCCAAGGACGUGGACCCGAGCGAGGUGCUGCCGGAGGGGUUCUUGAGACGGACAAAGGAGAAGGGACUAGUGUGGCCGAAGUGGGCGCCGCAAGUGGCCAUUCUGUCGCACCCCGCCGUCGGGGGAUUCGUUUCCCACUGCGGGUGGAACUCGACGCUGGAGAGCGUGUGGUUCGGCGUGCCGAUGAUCGCGUGGCCGCUGUACGCCGAGCAGGGCAUGAACGCCUUCGAGCUGGUCAAUGACUUGGGGCUGAGCUUGGGACUCAAGAAAGAAGAGGAAGGAGGUGAGCUGGUCAAGGGAGAAGAACUGGAGAAGGCAGUGAGGAGCCUGAUGGAAGGAGAGGAAGGGAAGAAGGUGAGGGAGAAGAUGAAGGAGGCGAAGAACAUGGCAAGAAAGGCAGUGGAAGAAGGAGGGUCGUCGUAUUCGGCUCUGGCUUCGUUGGUUCAGGGAUGGACCAAUGGCCAUUGAGAUAGGGCCUUCAUUGAGGUAAGCAUCUGCCACAUGCAGAUGUCACGUUGGUUACGAAGAUAUUAUUUGGACUAUGAGACAAUUUGUAGCUUUCAUAAUUUCAGUUUUUGGCAAUCAAAACAUGUUCAGUCUACACGACAAAAAAACUCCCAUUUUGUCUGUUCU